AUGUUGGACUUUUAUUCGAUUGAGUGUAUUUUCUUAGAAGCACAAUCGCGAUAUGAGGCAUGUCACUGUGUCGCGGUGUUUCAUAAGCAACAGCAAUCCGACCCUGGCAAAGAACAUGAAAAUGUUUAUCUCGAGAGUAGCCGAUGGGAAAGUACACUGAACGCUCUUCACGAGCUGGAUACGCUGGUUACCGAGCAGGCAAACUUGGUGGGCGAUUUACAGUCAGCAAUAACAAGGAUACUCGGAGAACCUUCGAAGUCAGAAAAAUUGGAUAAAUCAUUGCCAACGAUAUUUGCGAUAACGCCGACGUUUGCUCGACCUGCUCAAAAAGCCGAGCUGACCAGACUGGUCCAAACAUUUUUGCACGUGCCUAAUUUUCAUUGGAUACUCGUCGAGGACUCGCAAACAAAAACGAAACUCGUAACGAAUUUUCUCGCCGAGAACACCAUCGUUCACACUCAUCUGAAUGCACUGACACCGCCAAAUCACAAAUUAGGCAAAAACGAUCCAGCCUGGAAACAAGCACGCGGCGUGCAGCAACGCAACGCCGCCUUGCGGUGGAUCCGAGAAGAGCUCAGCGACGUUGGUAAUGGCAUUGUAUAUUUUGCCGACGACGACAACACCUAUUCUGUCAAAUUGUUCAAGGAAAUGAGCAAGAUAAAAAAAGUGGGUGUCUGGCCGGUUGGUCUCGUCGGGGGCAUGAUGGUCGAGAGGCCAAUUUGUGAUAACGCGACGAACAAAGUCACCGGUUUCAACGCCGUGUGGAAGCCGAAUCGCGUAUUCCCCGUCGACAUGGCCGGUUUUGCUGUCCACAUCGACCUCAUACGGGAGAAAAAAGACGUUUGGUUCUCGUACGAGACCGAGGGUGGUUACCAGGAAACCGUAUUCUUGGAACAAUUGGCGACGAGAGACGACCUGGAGCCCCUCGCUGAUGCGUGCACAAAGGUAUACGUAUGGCACACAAGGACCGAACCACCGCUCUUGAAUGCGGAACAACGAUUAAUGAGGAAAGGCAAAAAGUCGAACGAGGGAAUCGAAGUAUAAGGGAUAUCAAAGAUUUUUCUAACACUACCAAGCCGAUGCUAUGAGCUCAGAGCCUUGUGGCAAUUCUAGAUAAAUUUUCCAGUAACGAUGAGAAAAUAAAAGAGAUGAGCACGUGUAAUAUAAACAUUGAAUCGAUUGAGUAAAAUCGGAAUGUUCCUAUCCGGUACUUCCAUAGAAAUAGCUUGUAAAUUAUGUUUUUUUAUGAUCAUUGAUCUUGAGGAUAAAAAUAUUGCUUGAAAAAAUCAUUUGAGAAUGGGAGUAGCUUCGACCGUUGGAAUUUUUUUUUUUUUUAAAUUGGAAUAAACGUUUGCUUUUUAACAGUUCUCUGACAAUAAUGAACAAGAAAAAUAGGAAGCAUUGAUUUUAGCGAGAAUCGAGGCAUCCCUGGAUUACUACUUUUCUUCCUCAGGAUGUGUUCAAAUGAAUAUCAUGAUAUUAUUGUAUAUAAAUACCCAAUGACGGUAUCCAUAUUCGCAUCUAUUUUGCGGUGAAUAAUAAUUACUCAUUUUUAAUGAUCCGGUUUAGAUUUUUUUGUUAGUUAUAAUAAUCAAUUAUUUAAAUGAACGAGACUAAUGUAAGAAAAAGUUGUAGAUAGAAUUUUUUAAUGAGAAGAGAGUAACCAAUUGAAUAAUUUUGAACAUGACGGUCAUCAGGAAUGAAGAACAUUUCGCUUGUUAUUCCUUUUACUCUUGAAUUUAAUAUAUUCUUUGUAUGAAAAAUUGUAAGAAGGUUGUAAACGAAAUUGUACAAAUACUCACUCAAAUUGUAUUGCUGUCAGUUUGUCACAGCCGAACGUCUCUCUGAUCGAGAGUUGACAAAUAAACAAAAUUUACCAAGAA
This is a messenger RNA of Venturia canescens, 1883 nucleotides long. RefSeq names its product Glucuronyltransferase I (gene GlcAT-I). NCBI's taxonomy places the organism in Eukaryota, Metazoa, Arthropoda, Insecta, Hymenoptera, Ichneumonidae. The transcript has 6 exons. Gene Ontology annotation, biological process: carbohydrate metabolic process; chondroitin sulfate proteoglycan biosynthetic process. Gene Ontology annotation, cellular component: Golgi membrane. The record is from RefSeq and is a predicted model, not a curated record. Bases 1 to 1044 code for a protein of 347 amino acids. Gene Ontology annotation, molecular function: galactosylgalactosylxylosylprotein 3-beta-glucuronosyltransferase activity.